This is a messenger RNA of Linum trigynum, 4024 nucleotides long. Lineage: Eukaryota; Viridiplantae; Streptophyta; Magnoliopsida; Malpighiales; Linaceae. The record is from the annotation of a GenBank genome assembly.
CGUCAAUACUUAGACAUUUAUACUUGAAUCCAACAAAUAACAUCAAUAUUUAACUUUUAUACUCAUAAAAUAAAUAAUAAAAUUAUUUUUAUCAAUUAAACUCACUAAAAUAAGGUCAUUUUACUUAGAGAUUCGUAUAUCGAUCAUGCCGGUCAUACCAGUAGUGCCAUGCCGGUUUUACGACCGGUAUCGGUUGAACCAGGUUCAAUCGGUGGCACGCCGGCCGGCGUGACAACCCUGAAGGGCACCCAUCCUUAAAAAAUGACUUUAAAGACCAAAACUGGUACCGUCCGGGCCGCCGAAUUGGACUCUGCAUUUAACAAUUCGUGGACCACCUGGAACCGUCUGGGCCGAACUCGGGAGCGGGUACUUUUAAACUCCGACCCGGUACCCGGAGCAAGCGGAGCCAAAACUGUUUUGAAAAAAUGAAAAACUUAUGGAGGCAAAUUUGAAAAUCCAAAAAAACUUCGGCGAAGGAAUAGCGCGCCCAAUCCGUUCACUUCUCCGAGACGCUUUCAUUCACUUCAUAUUUCCCAAAAUCCCUUUCACGGUUUCACAGCCAGCAAAGUAAUUAUCCCGUCCGCUCUGCCGACUUCUCUCAUUCGCCGUCCCUCUCAACUGCUCCGUAGCAUUUCGAGUCGAUUCGUCGGAGGAGAAGAAGAAGAAAACGAUGGGAGAUCCAAGCCACCUGGAGAAGAUGGGUAGAGAGCUCAAGUGCCCUAUCUGCUUGGGAUUGUUGAAUUCGGCGGUAUCGCUCUCCUGCAAUCAUGUGUUCUGCAACUCCUGUAUUUCGAAAUCGUUGAAGUCCCAUUCCAAUUGCCCGGUCUGCACACUGCCGUAUCGGCGGAGAGAGAUCCGUCCUGCUGCACAUAUGGAUAACUUAGUGAGCGUAUACAGAAGCAUGGAAACUGCAUCUGGGUUCAAUAUACUUGUGACUCAGACAGCUCCAACAGCCAAAUCUCCAGAUAAAGUAAAGCAGGCUGGAGAUGACACAAUUAGUGGUACAGAAGAUACUCAUGGUGUUGCUGAUGAGGAAAAAGUUGGGAACCGAAACCUUAAAAGAGGGAAAGGAUCAAAGAAGAGAAGUACAAGAAAGACUAAGGAUGUUUCUGGUCCUGCAACUGCAAAGCCUUCCUUCCCAACCAAGAAGAGAGUUCAAGUGCCACAGUAUCCUCUUUCUGAAACCCCGAUCAGGGGUCAGAAAGUGGAAAUUGGAUUGAGCGAAAACGUUAAUCAUGUUGUUAAGAGCAAUCCAGUGGUCUCAGAUGAGAAAGCUGCUAUCAAUGAAAAUGGGGAGCUGGUGCUUUCACCUCUCUUCUGGUUGAGGGAUGAAAGCCCUGAGAGGUCGAGUACACCUGUUGAAGAUGAUGAAUUUCUCAGUUUAACGCCUCUCAGUACUCCGCAGUUUAGUGACAUGAAGGAUUCAAGUGACAGUGAAUCCAUAAGUUUGUCGCCAACUGGAAAAGUAGCUCGUAGUUCAGAUUUUGCUGAUGAUUCUGAAAGUGAGCUGUUUAGAUGUACACAAAAACCUAGCCCAGCUGAUACUUUCUCGACUCCCCUUGAGAUGCAGGGUGUGUACACUGACAAAGUUGAUCCGUCUUUCAAAGGAGCAAAUAACGCUCUGAAGACUACAUCCUGUACAGGAGACGACAAUAACUGUAUCACAACCGUCAAUAGAAAACCAACUAAGAGACUUGGGCGUGCUUCUGGUGGGAUUUUGAGAAGAUGUACUGAAAUGAAGGGUGGCAGGAGUUUGAAUAAGCUUGGUGCUCCAACUAUGGAAUCCGGCAAGCUUGGUCGAAGAAAAGUAUGUGGUAGAAAGAAUAUUUCCACAAGUUUGGAAAGGCUCGAGAAGACUAAUACGGGUACUUCUCCAGUUGAGUUAGAACUUGGAAGUAGUCCUACCGUUGCAGAAGAAGCUAUCAGCCUAGCUGAUGAUGAUCUGGUGGAUGGAUGGGGUACUUCAAUUAGUCAAACCCAAGUUCGUGAUAGAAAUCAUCAAUCCAAGAAAACUAGAAAAAUACUUAGUGAGAGGUUUUGCCAAUCAGAUUACUCUACAAGGUUGAAAAAGCAGAAGCUGGAGUCUGAAGAAAUUAACAUGCCAGUUGAAGUUUGUGAAAACAGCAACAAAAUAGGUCAAGGGAAACCACGUCGUGUAUCCUUUUCAACAGUGAACAUAAUUGGCGAGACAAGUGUUGCAGAUGUGAACAAGAAAUUUGCUGAACAAGGUAAAAGGUCCGUUAAUCAGGAGGAUCAUACCAAGAUAUCUGAAAGGGACACACAAUUCCUUGAAGGGGUUCAAGAUAGUCAUAGAGGCAGAAAGAGGAAAACAAGUGUGCCAGAACUGAGAGAUGGUACUAUUCCUGGUACUCAAGAAAAUGUAAAGCGGUCUGGUGAGGCAGUGGUGGAUAAAUUGGCCGUUUCAUUUAUUGAACGCCAAUGGUCCCACGACCUAGGAAAGAGAACUGGGAAAAUGUUGAGGAAGGAGAUCUUCAAAACUGAUUGCCCUGUAAAGUUGAAGAAACUGACCAAGGAUUGUAAUGAAGUCAAACAGGCAACUCCAGAGGGUACAGAGAGGAGCGAAAUUCAGGAAGAAAAACAUCCUACAGUACCAUCUGGCGAAGUUCCUGCAUUUAAUGAAAAAAGUGUUUCUGAUGUGAACAAGAAAACGAGUAAACAUGUGAUAGGUGGAACACAAUGCAAGAAACUGGUUCAAGACAACUGCAGGGGCAGUGUUAUUAAACAGGAAAGCCUACAAUGUGCUUUCUGUCAUUCUCCAAAAGUCUCAGAGGAUUCAGGGGAGAUUGUUCAUUAUUUCAAUGGUAAGCCUGUAGCUGCAGAUCAAGUUGGUCAGUCCAAGGUCAUACAUUGCCAUAAAAGUUGUGCAGAAUGGGCACCUAAUGUCUAUUUUGAGGACGAUGUAGCAGUUAAUCUUGAAGCUGAGUUAGCUAGAAGUAGAAGAAUAAAAUGCAGUUGUUGUGACCUCAAGGGUGCUGCUCUUGGGUGUUAUGAGAAAAGUUGUCGCAAGAGUUUCCAUGUCACUUGUGCCAAGUUGAUCCCCGAAUGUCGGUGGGAUACUGAUAACUUUGUCAUGCUGUGUCCUAUUCAUUAUUCUGCCAAGUUGCCCAAUGAAGAGAAAGGUUCUCAGUCGAGAAAUACAGAUCACUGCCGUGAAAGACGAAAAUCAACCAUGUGUAAACACGUUUCUGAUGGGGGUUUCAGUAGAUCUCGCUGCUCUGAUUCGUGCUUCAUACCUGACAAGUUGGUUCUUUGCUGCUCAGCUCUCACAGAUGCAGAAAGGAAAAUUGUAUCAGAGUUUGAGAGAACAUCAGGAGCCAAAAUUCUGAAGAAAUGGGAUCCCAGCGUUACCCAUGUCAUUGCUUCAUUGGAUGAAAACAGAGCAUGCAAAAGAACUGUCAAAACCUUAAUGGGCAUUUUAUUGGGGAAGUGGAUCCUCAACAUUGACUGGAUCAAGGCCUGCAUGACUGCCAAGAAAAUUGUUGAGGAGGAGCAAUACGAAAUCAACGUCGACAUUCAUGGCAUCAAGGAUGGUCCUCGACUUGGAAGACUCAGAGUUCUUAACAAGCAACCAAAGAUACUUGAUGGUUUCAAGCUCUACUUCAUGGGAGACUUCAUACCCUCUUACAAGGGAUAUCUACAAGACCUAAUCACCGUCGCUGGAGGCACCAUCUUGCACAGAAAGCCAGUCCGCGAAGUCUCAGAAACCUCUUCACCUUCUUCAACCUUCGUCAUCUACAACUUGGAGCUCGCUGAAAAAGGCGACACGAGGAAGAAAGAUUCCAUUCUUACCGAGAGGCAAACUGAUGCAAAGGCGCUGGCUGACUCCACAGGUGCCAUAGCAGUGAGCAACUUAUGGGUUCUGAACUCCAUUUCCGCCAGCCAGCUUCAACCCUUUCCCUGACCAACAUUAUCUGAGUUUUAGAGUUUCUGAAACUUUAAAUCAUAGCUAUGAGUUAUUGUGGGAUCUCAGCUAUCUGUACAAAAAUGAAAGAACUGUUUCAUU